GCGCAGCUCGCCAUUCCCUCACCGUAGCUCGCCUCCGUACUCCGUGUGUUGUACGCGAUAUGCCAACGUCGUCUGUGUGCUGUGCUGUGUGUUAGUGUGUACAGUUCCGCCCGUGUUGGAUCUACGUCUGACCAAGUCAACCACACCGACUACGAAAUGGGGUGUUUUGGCAGCAAGGACAAGCUGUCCAAAGAAGACAUGGACUUCCUCAAGUCUCAUACAAGAUACGACGAAGCCACCAUAAAAGAAUGGUAUAAAGGUUUUAAGCAAGACUGUCCUAACGGGAGGUUAACGCCAGCCAAGUUCGUCGACAUGUACAAGAUGUUCUUUCCAAGUGGGAAUGCAGAAGAAUUCUGCGACCACGUUUUUCGAACAUUCGACAUGGAUAAAAACGGUUAUAUUGAUUUUAAGGAAUUCCUUCUGGCCAUCGACGUAACAUCGUCAGGAACCCCAGAGGAGAAGCUCAAAUGGGCGUUUAGAAUGUACGAUGUCGACGGAAACGGCGUAAUAGACAUACAAGAAAUGACCAAAAUUGUUCAGGCGAUAUACGACAUGCUCGGAGCAUGUUCUUCUAACCGACCGGCCGAUUCAGCGGAAGAACGAGCCAAGAACAUCUUUGCCAAAAUGGACGAAAACAACGAUGGUCAGCUGACGCAAGACGAGUUCCUCAAAGGCUGUCUCCAAGACGAAGAGUUAUCGAAAAUGCUUGCACCAUAAUAAACUCGUUUCCAUUCUUUGGGAAUCAUCUUCUUCUUAAUUUUUUGGAAUGGGUGUAGUGAUAUAGAUCGCAUCCAAGAAUCGGGAUCUGUUCCGUUUUGAUUGGCCGAGCUACCGGCUUCAAGGGUUCCAGGACUCAAAUUCGGUUUGUUUUGAAUGUUUGCUGUUUGAUGAGUUUUCCACGAAGAUUCGGUGCUUGCUUGCCAAAUGUUUGUCGAACAAUUAAACACCGAACUACCCCAGACGGGGUAUUUUGUUUUGUUCUCGAUAAGUAUUUGUUUACAGUUUAGAUGUUAUGCGAUUUAAAAAUCAUUACAUUCCAUUGUCUGAUAUAUUGUCGGACUCUUACUUCGAUCUUUCUCCGUUCAUCUUUUGAAUGAAAUCCUUUGUCAUGACUCAGAUUUUAGACUUUGUACACCAAGCCUCUAUCCUCGCUAGCGUUUUAGAUCGCAGAAGGUUAAAUGACACGGUUGAGAGGUGAUUUGGGCUUACACAUCACGUAGGACCAGAUGUAGUAGUUUUGUAAAAAGAUAUACAUACAUAUACAUAUUACCUUUCUAAUGUUCUAUCUUAUAAUGUUAAGUUAGUAGGACAGAAUGAGAGUACUUCAGUGGUAGCUAUAUUAUUAAUUUUAAAGAUUUUGAGUUUAAAUUUUAACUUUGUAGGUGUAAAUUUUAAGAAAAUUAAUUAUUUUUCAAAUCGUUUGUGUGUUAUAAGAGUUUUUUACAGCAUUCUAUGACUUAUUAAUACACGGUUAAUUUUUAAUAUCACUUAAAAUGCUAUUAAUUAGUUUAUUAUUUUCCAACGCUAUUGAGGACCCAAAAAAUGUUCUUUUAAUUUUCUAUUGCACUUUUUUUAUUUUUGUUUUUUUUUCAGCACUAAUUUAUUGGGGUGUGCCAAAUAAUGUUAACUUUGUCUUAAGUAUCAAAUAGGAUGAUGACUUCCAUAUUUUCAUACAUUGUAGAUAAUAUAUCAAAUCUUUAAUAUUUUUUAAUUGUCUUAAAUAAAUGGCCUAAAUAUUCAUAUUUUGUAAACACUUCAAUAUUAUACUGUUUGAAAAAUAUACAUUUUCCUAGUUUAAAAUACUUGAAAUUGGAGAUAUGUAAAAUUGGUUUUUCGCUAUUUCAUAUUGGGGAAACGGAGAACAGGCCACCUCUGGCCCUAAUUCGCAUAUAGAAGUUUGGUUAGGUUAGGUUAGGUUAGAAAAUAAGGAGUAGUAAAAUUCAGGAUUUCAGAUGAUUUAUUAAAACCAACAUACAUGAUUUAUUUGAUUUUAAAACAUACUCAUUUCAAUGACUUUUUUAGAUUCUGUCUUUUUAACCUGAAUGAAAUAUUGUAGUUUGCUUAAAAUAUUGUAAAUGAAAUUUGAAAAAAAACGUUUGUAUGGAACCUUAGUUAUAUAGGUCAACCUCUAUUUCGUUACCUGAUAGUACAAAGACAAGUAGGAGUGAUGAGUUACAACUUCAUUAAACAAAAGCAAAAAUCUCAACUCCGUAGGCUGACUGAAAGUUCCCAUGAGUAUGAAGUCAUGAUAAGUUUGGGAUUGAUUGUUUUUAGCUACCACUGAGGUACUGUGUAAUUCAGUUUUGUAAGGGAAACACAAAUAGGUCCAUCCAGUUACCUUAGAAACUUGCUGGAGUGUCAAGCCAUUUGCCAUUUGCUGGUUCGUAACCUUACUCAUGUUAGAGUUACGAUUUAGAUUGUCACAUUUCUAGGCUUAAUGAUGGAGGGUUGAUGAAACUUGGAACCAUAAAAAUUUCGGUGUUAAAACUCUAAGUCUAACGACCAUAAUUUGUUUGCCAUUUAAAUGGACCAAAUAAAAUUAUAGCUUGUAGUUUAAAUUACUAAAAUCACAAUAGAAAUCAUCUUUAACACUAGGAUUACUUGCAAACCAUUAGUUUCUUAGGUUCUAGGUUUUAUGAGAUGUUUUUGUGAAAUAGUAUUGUUGUUAAUCCUUAUUGAAAAGUAGAAGAUUUAUUUGAAAAUGGAUUUUGUUUUGAAACUCAAUCACGCUUACGCCCAUUGGCUCGGCUGUCAGUUAACGCCUUAAGGAAACUGAACUGCCGAACAAUUAUUUCAGUUGGGGAUGCAGUUUUUUUCUGUAUACUUAAAGAUGUUUUCUAUAUUUUUAUAAAGUCGUGACUUAAAAGUAACAUAUUAAAGCAUCAUUAAGAUUACAUGAUUAUUGUGUCACUUUUUGAAAUAGUUUUUUAAUAAACUACUACUUGCUAGUCACCCUGUUUAAUUUUUAAAAACAUGUAUGUUCUGUUACUCAGUAUGAAGAUAAGUGUAGAAAUGAAUGUUUUAGCUUUGUGUGAUUUUAAGAUCGAAUAUGCUUGACAAAAAAUAAUUAAAUUUUAAAUAAAACUAUAUAGCAAAUAGUUCAAACUGAGUACAUUUAAAAAGGUUAAAAUAUUUAGUAUAAUCAUUGUAUAUAAACUAUGUUACUUAUGAUCUCAGAAUUUCAAAUGUCACUUACAAAUUGAAAGCCAACAAAACUAUAAUUAUUGCAUUUAUUUUUCAAUUUAAAUAUGUAGAGAGAUACACAUACAACAGAAAAAUAAUAUUAAAAAAUGACUAAAGUUUGCUGUUAUUUUUACCUCUAAAAACCUGGAUGAUAUGGGUACACAUAUCCAAAAGCCUAAAAUGUGAUACUGUAUUAAAUUCCUUUUUUCAGCUUUGCAUUGGCGUUACCAUUAGUAUUAUUGUCUAUUAAAUUAGUAUAUUAUCUCUCUGUCAAGUUUUGUUUAAAUAUAACAUUUUAAGGGGAUUAUGUAUCACCUUUUGUUAAGUUUAGGUAUUUUACAAAUGCUAAACCUUCUUAAAACGGAAUUGACAUGUCUUAAAACAAAAGUCAAUUAAUCAUAUAAGAAAUUUUGUAAUCGUUGUUUUAAUAGUGUUGUUAAUACAGAUAAUGUUUAAUGGAUUAGUUAUAAUACCAUCCAAUGAAACAAUUUUACCACAUAUUCUAAGAUAGCAAAGAUCUGUUAUCAAGAUGGAUCAACAGUUGCCAUAUUUUGUGCCAUGUUUGUAUUUAUUUCUCAGGAUGACUUAAAAAUAUAUUUGCUUUGAAAUCGACUAAGUGAAAAUAUUGCAACUUUUCUGUUGAACUAGGAUUACGAAUUUAAAGCUAAUUGAAAUCUGCGGUGGUAAAGAAAGUGAGCCGAAACAAAUAUUUAAUACAAUGUUUGAUUAUUAAUUAUUGAAAUAAUUUAAGAAAACUUAACCCUUUUUGUAAAUUUAUGUACAUUUACUUCCUAUUUAUUGCUUAUUAUAUAGUUAAAUCACUUAUAAUGUUUGCUUUUAGGUAAUCUUAUAUUACGCACUGGUAUAGUAAAUGCAAUCAAAGAAGUAUAAAGCAAAUCAUGACAUACUUGUACAUGUGCAAAAAUCAAUGAUUUUUUAUGCAAUACUGCUUGUAAUUGUAAAUAUUGCAAAUUAUUUAGAAGCUGUACGGCUGCUUUGAUUAAGUUUAGCUAAGUAUUCAUACCAGUACUUAUUUAUAGGUUAACUAAAUGAUUGUUGUUUAUUUAAUUAUGUUAUUUAGAGGUUGUUUUUAUGGCACAACAUAUUGUUAAUAGAAGGCAACCUUCACAACUGAUGUAAAACUGAUUUAGUUUGGAAAUCACCCAUUGUGCUCAAAUUAAUAUAGUAAAUUGAGAAAUUUUCUGACACUUCAUGUUAAGUAUUUUAUAAUUUAUUUAAAAAUAUGAACACUAUUUUAAUUAGCAGGGUGCAGGGUGUUUAUAAAAGAAUGCCGAGAUUUUAAACGGUCGUUGCUCGGGAAUUAGUCAAGAUAAUGAAAUUAUUUAAAUGUCAAAUUGAAGGAAAAAGAACAAAGUUUUUCUCGUAUUUUGAUACAAUUCAGAAUAAUUGAAUUAAAUUCAGAUUUUCAUCGAUCUUAUAUAAGCAUAAAACUGGCAAAGUCUGUACGAUUAUGGCGAUUGACGAGUUUAUAUGAUAUCUUAACUGAAAAUUUUAGGCACAAAGACUAUCUUUUAAACAUCAUAAAGUGUUGAUUUAGGUAUGUUCAACUGAAGACUUUGUCGGGCAUUCAAUUUUUUGGGGGCUUCUGAUGCAGAACUGUUGCAUUUCUUCGACGAUGCCAUCGCUUGUUUUUAGCCGGCUAGGUGAAUGUCUUUUCAAAACACUACGGUGCCAAAAAACUCAUUCAACCAGCGUCAAAUUUCUUUAUCAUCAAGUUUAUUUAUAUUUGGCUUAAUUUAACAAUCGAUAUAAACUCUGUGAACCACAGAUUACACUCAGUGUCUUCUGUUGUGCCGCAAACAUCGUACUGGCGACUGGCGUCAUGCGAGUUAGUUGCAAUAGUGGCCUAUCACCCCGCACCUGUUUUGUGCAUGCCAAGAUCAAAGUUUCCUCCCUUGCUACAUGGGAAACAAAACUUAAGUUAUUUUAGCUUUAAUUUGACGUAACAAAUGUUUCGUUACCGGUACCUUGAAUAGUAUCCAAGCAAUUACAGUUUUAAUUCGCGGCAUUCUUUUAAAAACACCCUGUAUAUUUUUUAAAUCAAGUUAAACUAAAACAACAAAAAGUGUUUUUAUUUAUUCUUAAAAUGUACUUUGUGUUGCAGUUUUCACUUUUCUGGUAACGCUUAUUUUUCAACUGUACCUAGUGUUAAACACAAUUUUGCUGUGCUAUUUGUAAGUUAAAAUGUUUUUGAUAUGUUCAAUAAAAACACAUUACAAUCUAAUGCGUCUUGGAACUGUUACAGACACAUUUUCCUUUUGAAAUUUAAAAACAUUCCAUUCAGAAAUUGAGUUGUUAGAUGAAAUAUAACUAAAACGAUUAGAAGAUUAGACAAACUAAACUCCUGGCAAUUUCAAGCAGGACAAUCACGAUGUGAGGCGAAAGUAAAACUCACUUUGCUUUUUCCUCACACACUUUAGUUUUAAUCAGAAAUUGUUAUAACAGAUAUUAUUGUUGUUUGUAUCUAAAAUAAACCAGUAAAUAUAAAAACUAAACAGUUGUCAGUGAAUGUGGCGUUCGGUCAGUAUAGGUCAGCAACUAGCUCGUGACGGUCUCGUACUUCUCCCACUGGUUAUGUAGGGUCCUUGCGAAGGCACAAUUUUCUGCACACUUUUAUAUUUUUGUACUUAUAUUUCUUAUGCACAUAUGUAUAAACUGUAACUAUUUAUAUAUAUUUUUAUGUAUCUGUAUUUAAUUGUGCCCAUUUUUGUGUUCCUUCUCCCAAUGUGAAUUUUAUUGUAAAUUUGGUUUGGAUCCUGAAGUGUAUAUUGUGACAUGAUGGCAAUCUUACAAUAAGAUUUUGAUGUUUAAA
Macrosteles quadrilineatus (aster leafhopper) is the source of this 6016-nucleotide messenger RNA. Its product is annotated as neuronal calcium sensor 2-like. The record is from RefSeq and is a predicted model, not a curated record. The transcript is spliced from 5 exons. NCBI's taxonomy places the organism in Eukaryota, Metazoa, Arthropoda, Insecta, Hemiptera, Cicadellidae. Bases 157 to 717 code for a protein of 186 amino acids. Gene Ontology annotation, molecular function: calcium ion binding.